AUGAGCUUCUCCGCCAAGCCUCAGCCACUCGCCCUCAUCUCAUGCACGCCUCACUCCCGCUCCCUCCGCCGCGACUUCGUCGGAUGCCCCCACACCCUCCGCCCCCUCGCCGGCGGCCUCCGCUCCCUCCGCAAGAAUCGCAACCUCGCCGGCGCCGGCGGACGUCAGAAUCCUCCGUCGAGGUUGCUGAUUAAAGCGUCGCUGAACUCUCACUCGAUUCUGGUGUUUGUCGCCGUGGUGACGUUCUCGGCGGUGUCCGUUGUGUACUUGAACCGGUGGUUGAAGCCGAAGAAGAAGAGCAGUAAUAGUGCUCCGGUUGGAGAAGAUGGACGUAUUGAUUUUGAUGCGUUGAAGGAUGAGAUUAGAGAGGCGAGGAAGGAGGAGGGAGAGGUUCAGGUGCUGCAGUUUCACAACUCGUCUGUGAUUUCUGCGCAGGAGUCUCUUUCGCCGCUGGUGUUUGAGUCCACGGCGGUGCUUCAGCCGCUGCGCUUCCCCAAAGAGGUGACCGAGUUUGAUAAAAUCGACUCGCUUUUCGAGCUGCCGAAUCUGAUGGGCGACUCUGAUUUUGGCUCUGUGACUGUAACUGAUGAUGAGGAGGAGGAAAUCGUCACUGAGUCACCUUCUGUGUCUGGAAAUGAUGAGGAGAGUGUUGAAGUUGGUGAAGCUAAUGGCUUUCGUUUUCUUAAUGGAGAAUCGGUGAGAGAAGAGAUUCACAUGUUCUAUGAGGCCGAGAAGAAUGAGAUGAAGUUGGAUGAGAAGAAGUUCUCUUCGUUUCUGAGAAAUAACACCCUCACAAGAUCAGAUUCCUUUGGACAAGUUUCCCAUCAGAUUACUACAGAGAAUGUAAAAGGCAAAAUGCCUAAUCACAAAGAAGGCCAUGUCCGAAGCAGAGGAGACUUGGGAAACGGCAAUGGAUAUGUAGCUGAUACAGAACUAAGACAUUUGGCUAAAAAGAACUCUAAGACUGUGCCUCAACCAAAUGGAAUACAGACAAGUGACACACAUUAUAUUUCCGAGCAAUUAAGUGCUUAUCAUCGUUUGCUGAAGGACGGGAGGUUAUCCGACUCUUUAAGGUUGCUUGAAGAUUUGGAGAAAAAGGAUUUGUUGGAUAUGAAUAAGGUUUAUCAUGGAAGGUUUUUUGAAACCUGCAAGAAGAAAAAAGCUGUUGAUCAAGCUUUUCGUUUCAUCAAACUUAUUCCAAAUCCAACAAUGAGUACAUAUAAUAUGCUUAUGUCUGUCUGUGCGAGUUCUCAAGAUUCAGAGGGAGCUUUCAAUGUUCUGGGACUUGUCCGGGAGGCUGGGCUGAGAGUUGAUUGCAAACUUUACACCACUCUGAUAUCAACAUGUGCUAAAAGUGGAAAAGUCUACACCAUGUUUGACGUUUUCCAUGAGAUGGUUAGUGCUGGAGUAGAACCAAAUGUACACACAUAUGGGGCACUGAUCGACGGAUGUGGUAGAGCUGGGGAAGUGGCAAAGGCAUUUGGUGCCUAUGGGAUAAUGAGGUCUAAGAAAGUGAAGCCAGAUCGAGUUGUAUUCAAUGCGCUUAUUACUGCAUGUGGUCAAUCAGGAGCAGUUGACCGUGCUUUUGAUGUCUUAGAAGAAAUGAAGGCAGAGACACAACCUAUAGAACCUGACCACACAACUAUUGGUGCACUGAUAAAAGCAUGUGCAAAUGCUGGCCAGGUUGAAAGGGCACGAGAAGUGUAUAAGAUGAUUCAUAAGUACAAGAUUAAGGGCACUUCUGAGGUUUACACCAUAGCCGUUAAUUGUUGCAGCCAGACUGCUGAUUGGGAGUUUGCUUGCACUGUAUAUGACUACAUGAAAAAGAAUGGUGUGACCCCUGAUGAGGUGUUCCUCAGUGCAUUAAUAGAUGUUGCUGGGCAUGCUGGAAAGCUAGAUGCUGCCUUUGAAAUCAUACAGGAUGCAAGUAAUCGAGGAAUACAAGUUGGAACUGUAUCAUAUAGCUCAUUGAUGGGUGCCUGUAGCAAUGCCAAAAAUUGGCAGAAAGCACUGGAGCUCUAUGAGGAUCUUAAGUCUGCUAAAAUUGAGCAGACUGUUUCAACUAUCAAUGCUUUGAUUACGGCCCUGUGUGAUGGGGAUCAACUACAGAAGGCUAUGGAAGUUCUGUCGGAAAUGAAGAGCAUAGGACUGCGUCCAAACAGUAUAACAUACUCCAUACUUGUAGUGGCAAGUGAAAAGAAGGAUGAUCUAGAAGCUGGCUUGAUGCUCCUUUCCCAAGCUGAAAUGGAUAAAGUUGUUCCAAACCUCGUCAUGUGUAGAUGUAUUAUAGGCAUGUGUUUACGGAGAUCUGAGAAGGCAUGUACCCUUGGUGAACCUGUCUUGCCACUUGACUCAGGCCGACCACAAGUGGAUAGUAAAUGGUCAUCAGUGGCCUUAAUGGUCUACAGGAAAACUAUUGUAGCUGGUACCACUCCUACCAUUGAAAUUAUAUCACAAGUUUUGGGAUGCUUGCAGCUCCCUUACGAUGCAGCAUCGAAGAAUAGAGUUAUUGAGAAUCUUGGUGUAACGGCUGACAUGUCUAGAGCUUCAAAACUCUGUUCACUGAUAGAUGGGUUUGGUGAAUAUGACCCUCGUGCAUUUUCAUUACUUGAGGAAGCUGCUUCACUUGGAAUUGUUCCAUGUGUAUCCUUCAAAGCUAGUCCCAUUGUUGUUGAUGCAAAGAAGUUGCAACUUCAUACUGCUGAGGUCUACAUCUUGACUGUUCUGAGAGGUCUCAAACAUCGGCUUGCUGCUGGUGCCAAGUUGCCCAACAUGACCAUAUUACUGCCUGUAGAGAAGACACAAAUUUUGUCUCCCAAGGGGAAGUUGAAGACAAUCAACCUUUCAGGAAGGGUUGGUCAAUCAGUUGCAUCAUUAUUAAGAAGGCUUGGGAUAGAUUACCAAGGAAAUGAAUCACGUGGAAAGAUAAGAAUCAGUGGGUUAACCUUGAAAAGAUGGUUUCAACCAAAGCUUGCUUCACCAUUCACUGGGAAACUGGCAGAAUUAGGCUCAUCCCAGUUGCGUCUGGGGAAAGGAAUCAUGCAUCAGCAGCGCAAUAUUCGAACUGGAAACCUUUCCUUGGAUUGAGGCGCCAUGCAUGAGAUAGUGAAGCCACGGAGUAGUAUUUUUGAAGCAUCUAAUGCAUUUUUCCUAACUUCGGCUGAUGUUCCUAUACUUACCUGAAAUUGCUUUGAUUUUGGGAAAAAGAAGUUCAAAGCUGCUUACUUGCAUAGAGUUUAUAGAAGGGUAAUGACAGACAGCCGAGGAAUGGUAGUGUGAGGCAUCUACAUGCUCUGCAAAGCCAAUUUAUGCCAAAAGGGGUGAGAUGCAUGAAAUGAUAUCAGCAUUGUCAGCAUGAUUUCCACUGUGAAUUGUAUGUUUAACGGACUCUGCCAUUCCACUGUCUUUGUU
Molecule: messenger RNA, 3411 nt
Organism: Fragaria vesca subsp. vesca
Lineage: Eukaryota; Viridiplantae; Streptophyta; Magnoliopsida; Rosales; Rosaceae
Product: pentatricopeptide repeat-containing protein At4g34830, chloroplastic-like
Exons: 18
Coding region: 1-3087 (1028 amino acids)
Molecular function (GO): protein binding
Source: RefSeq, a predicted model, not a curated record